AUGCCGGGAUCUGCGCCGGCGCCGGGGGUGGCAACGAGCUUCGGUGGCGCCACCAAGGAAGACACGAGGCAACGCCGGGCCAAGUCCAUGUCGCCUCGUCAGGCGCAAGAGCGAGCCUACCUCCCAUACGACGGCAUGAGGCCCAUCGAGAUUCCUGUGGGUCGAGAGGAUGAGGGGCUACUCCUGGGCGGCGGGCGUGUUCUCCACAAGCUGAAGGAAGAGCUCGGCGGGACUCUGGAGUACCGUCGCUCGCAUGGCGUCGUGUGCGUGUACGGUCAGCAGGGCGGUCCGCGAAAGGCGGCCGCUUGCGUUCGCACGGCCCUGCUCCUGCGGAGUGGGAGGGGGGAGCCGAGGGCGGACAAGUACGAUCUGGCCAGACUCUGCAUGGACGACCUGCUGGCAGAGUGCAUCGCCCUCAAGGGGCUGAAGCAGGCCGGCACGGCAUCCCCCGGCACGAGCAGCACCAGCAGCGCGACCACAUGUCCCGGUUCUUACUCGGACGAAGGCGGAUCGGAGGGCUCCUGCUCGCCGGGCACGGACCCCUGGAGCCCCAUCCAGGCCGCCGCCGCUGCCGCGACUCCUUCGGUGUCGUCGUCGGUGUCCUCCUCCUCUUCUUCCUUCGCUCCCCCCGACAACGGCCGCGUGGCGGCAGCGAUCGCCGCUGCGGCGGCCGUGACCGUCGCCUCCAACCUCCCGGACGGCGAGUACCCGCCGGAGACGUCGUCCCUCCGCAUCAUCGGCGAGAAGUUCGGGUGCGUGAUCGACGUGGUCGGGGAGGCGGCCGCCGCCGCCGCCGCAGCCGCCGUAAACGCCUCCGCUGCCGCUUGCGAGGGGGGCCGGGGCGGCGCGGGGGCCGACGCCAUCUCCCCGCUCCAGGCUGUGGGAUCGGCAACGCCGGUGGGGCAUCAGGAUAUCCUGAUCUGGGGCCCGGCGGGGGUCGUCGGAGAGGCUAAGGAUGCGGUGUGUUCGCUGGUCUCCGGAAGCGCUUCCGCGGAGGUUGUUGUCGGGGUGGGACGGAUCGGGCGGAGGGACAGGGGCUUCUGGGUGAACUGCGAGACCAUGCCCGGCGGCGGAGGUGCAAGCUUGGAAGUGGACCACAAGAGAGGUGUGGUGGUCGUGAGGGGCCUUCCGGAGGAGGUGGAGGAAGGCAGGAAGGAGUUCCAGGACAAGUUGGCGUCUCUCUUUCCGGGGGACUUCCUUGCGGUUCCCAUGCCCAGGGCCGCUCUAAAGGACCUGGCCGAUGCCCAAGGUCUCACACGCGCGGCCUCGCAGGCCGGCGUCGUCGAUGGCCGUGAUGAACGCCCCGACGGGUGCGACGAGGCGGGCGGGGUGGAACUGUGGGCGGACUGGCCGUUCUCGUGCGUGCGGCUCCGGGGGGAGCCGGCAACGGUUCGACGAGCGGCAAAGGCGCUGUACGCCGCUCUAGCCGUCUGGAACACCCUGGAGGUCUCCGUGACGGUAGACCGUGCCAUCGUGACGAGGCUGCUGAGCCGCAGCGGGAGGAUCCUGGCGGGGAUCUCGUCCAACAUGGGCAUCACGCUCCUGGUGGAGAGGGAGAAAGGGGUGCUGAGGGGCCGCGCGAGGAACGAGGAUGAAGCGAAGGAGGCCAACCGCGUGCUCAAGCUCAAGCUCAAGGUGGCCGCUCUUGCUCAGCGGCGGUCGGAACAGAUGAACGCGGCCAAUUCCGCCGCUGCCGCCCCCAAAGCUCCUGUCCUUAGCCCGGGACUGUCAUCAACGCACUCGGAACGCUCCUGCGCCUCCGUGGAGGACGGACCGCGCCUGGAGCUGACGGACGCCUUCGAAGAGCUGCAGGCGUUCUUCGGAGGCGGCCCCCCGGACGGCGGAGUUCCGUCUGCGCCGACCAAGAGGUCCUGCGUGUUCGACGGGGUGGAAGACGUCCCUAGCAGCACCGGUUUUCCCGCCGGGAGCUCGGCGAAGGGGCUGGGGACCCGUCGCAAGGCCGGGCCUUCCCGCCCGGUCGCCGCUGAAGCCGUCGCGAGCGGCAGAGGCCGUGGCGGCGGCGGCGGCGGCGGCAGUGUUGGUUCUGCGCGAGCUGUCGCGUCAGGCCUUGCUGCGGCGAGGCCGCACGUGAGGGUUGGCGGCGGUCACGACCACCACCACCUGCAGCACGUGGUCGACGUCAACCGGCGGAGCGUGAUGAUCCACCGCCCGGUGCUCUCCCCUUCCAGCAGCGUUGGCUCUCCUCCCUUCUCUCCCCCCCCCGCGGGCGCGGUGCCUGACGCCGGGGGUUACCACCACCGGGCUGGAGUGAGGGACACGCACCGCCACAAGCAACACGCCUUCCACGGCGGCGCGAUAGCGGUGUCGCCGUCGCCGUCCCCGUCCCCGACGAGCCAGGCGACGCGAGAAGCGGUCGCGUGGGUCGACGGCGCCGAGGAGUUCGGCACGGCUUCUUCGGACUACGGGCGGCGCAGCAGGCAGCAGCAACAAUAUCUCGCGGCCGAAGACGACUACCUGUACCACCGAAGUGGGGAGGGGUUCAGGGUCGGUUCUGCUCCUCCUGGGUAUUGCUCGACAACAACGCAGUCGUCGUCCCACGCCAUCGGUAACGAGUUCCGCGGCGAGUUCUUGAGCCAAGGCUUCACUACUGCGCAGGGCGGCAGCGGCAACGAAGCCGACUACUACGACGGCGACGCCCCUCCGCUGGCCCGGCAGCAGCAGCAGCUCGGCCGCUGGAAGAGCGAUGACCCGGGCUGCUACAGAUCGACAGUCGCCUCGUCGUACCCGGCCUCUGCUGCUGCUACUGCUGCUGCGUUUGGCCGCGGUGGUUCGAAAGUCCGAGGAUGGGGGUUCGGUCGUCACUCGAGACGGUUCAGGCGUGUACCUGUAUGCGAGUGCGAAGUUUCGCACGUCAUAUUGAGGCAUUCAGGGAGCCUAUCUGGAGAGUGGGAGUAGCAUUCACUCGAUGCGAACUGCAAGAAAGACCCGUUGGACUGCUCUCAGAAUUGUAAAGCAACCAACGGUGGACGAACCAGCAGAGCUGCAUAGUGCAGUGCAUUCAUGUGUACAGUAUUAGGUCACACUUUCUCAACAUACUUCAGUUUUUUUUUAUUUUUAUUACAAUUCAUUUCUGUGGGUUUUUAGCAAACAACGAAUACAAUGGGUGUGUGCUUUUAACUUCACGCGGGACGAUAAUCGUGGCCAGCGCGUGCAUGAGCAGCGGAUGGGCGCCCGCCCGUUUCGGGAUAAUGCCGUGUUUACAAAAUUCGUUAUUUUUCUCGGUGUCUGUCCUAUAUAGGUGUAAUACCGGUCGGUCGGGGUGGUCGCAUAAAUUGUAUGUCGUUGUAAGUUUCAUGGAUGGGCGGGUGUAUUUCAAGGUCCCUUUCCUUGUUCUGUGCUGCUAGAACUAUGCGCUAGCGUAUGGAGGAAAAGGGAAAAAAUAUGUAGUACGAGGAAUAGAAGAGUAAACUAAACCUGCAUGAGGCGGUCACGAAAAUAAGGGGUCAGCGGCGGCGGGCGGGUGGGUGUGUUGUGGAGGCAGGCGUGUUUGGCUCAUGCCCCCGGCGGAGGUAACGUAGGGUGUAGGGUAGUGGAUAAAGGCACGGAACAUGGCAAAAGCAGUGCCACACCAAAAUGCACCGAUGUAUCAUACGGUAAGGGGUGCUACAGAGUUACACAUGAUGAUGCGGUUACGUACGUUAUAUUUUCAUUUCGUUGUUUUUCUUCUUGAGUCCUAGUAUGCGUUCUCCGCAACGAACGAACGAGCGGUGUGGGGUCGGUCGGGUGGUUCAUCCGUUUGAUUCGAUCAUGUUAGUGGUCACUCGUUCUUGUCUCGAUCGAUCGCAGUUGUGGCGGCGUCAGACAAACAAGUGGUGGUCGAGUGUGUCUGGGAUUUUCUGUGAUUUUUUCAACUCCCUGGGUGUUCGAUGUUUUGUCAUCGGCACGCGGGUUGGUUCGGCGCGAAAAAAACAGCACGCCGUUUUUUUACGAUUAUGACGACGUCGUUCCGUGAUUCAGAGCACAAGAGCAUCUUGCCCAUGGAUUCAUUGCCUGGGCAAUGUCCAUUUGUUUUAUUCUAGACUAAGUUUACCGUACUGUAUCCCUUUAGCUUCUGUCUUCACACACAGCCCCAUUCCUCUAGCUAAACCGAAAAAAAUAACUGUCAUCAAAGAUUAUUGUACGUUACUAUCCAUGCUUCCGUGGAGGUUCGCAGCUAACUCUUCUUCUCGUUCCUUCCAAGAUGCAUGUGUGACGGCGAUUGAGGUUCGGUUCGAGUGGUUUGGCAUUGGAACGCUUGCAGCCUUUUCUAAAAAAGUGCGGGGCUUUUUGGUCUGAACUUAACUGUUGCCCUUUCUGUCGUCUUUGUGUCGUAUGUCUUGGGCUAAGGCUAAAUGGUACAACGAACGCUAGGCAAGCAAGGUGUGUGUGUUUGGUAGGUAUCUUAGACGCACGUGGGGCUUGGUACGGAUAUCUUCCUCAAUAAUGUUGAUUGUUUUUAGCUUUUCAAUUCUGUCGCCGCUGUUGUUGUUGUCGAUGAUGAUGUCGUCGUUACUGUUACCGUCGUUGUUGUCGAUCGGUGUCGUCGUUUGUUAUUAGUCGUUUUGUCGUGGCGUUUAAAACUUAAAGACUGCUGUGUUGGCCUGCCCCAUCCAGUUUGUCUUGUCCUUCCUUCUGCCUCCUCUUAAAGGUGAACGCACAGCUUUUAGUGAUCACGGUUUAACUUUUUGCAAGCACGUAACGUUUACAUAU
Messenger RNA from Ectocarpus siliculosus, 4710 nucleotides. The record is from the annotation of a GenBank genome assembly. Lineage: Eukaryota; Phaeophyceae; Ectocarpales; Ectocarpaceae.